This is a messenger RNA of Fonsecaea multimorphosa CBS 102226, 960 nucleotides long. RefSeq lists its product as uncharacterized. NCBI's taxonomy places the organism in Eukaryota, Fungi, Ascomycota, Eurotiomycetes, Chaetothyriales, Herpotrichiellaceae. The transcript is spliced from 2 exons. The record is from RefSeq and is a predicted model, not a curated record. Bases 1 to 960 code for a protein of 319 amino acids.
AUGGGCAUAUUUUCUAACGCACCAGCUUCGUUCACGGAGAAGAAUCUCGCAGAUCAGGCUGGGAAGGUCUUCAUUGUGACGGGUGCGACGAGUGGCGUGGGCGAGUUACUGACAAACAUUCUAUACUCCAAGAACUCUAGGGUAUACGUGGCAGCUCGCUCGCCAGAAAAAGCAGAGCAGACUAUUCGCAAGAUCAAAACCCAAAACCCAACAUCUCGCGGAGAUCUAGUCUUUCUGCAUCUCGACCUCGACGACCUUUCGACGAUAAAGCAAUCAGCCGCAGAAUUUCUGGGCAAGGAGAGCAAAUUGAACGUUCUCUUCAACAAUGCUGGAGUGAUGGUCCCUCCACAAGGGAGCAAAACCAAGCAGGGUUACGAAAAGCAGCUUGGCACGAAUGACCUCGCACCAUUCCUCUUCACCAAGUUAUUGACGCCUGUCCUGCAGGAGACGGCGAAAGUCGAGCCGGUAGGGAGUGUACGCGUGGUCUGGGUCGCGUCAUCCGCAGCCGCGAAUUUCUCGCCCCGAGGCGGUGUGGUGAUGGACAACUUGUCCUAUGAGAAGGAUCAAAGCGCCUGGCAUAAAUAUGGGGUCAGCAAGGCCGGCAAUAUAUUUCACGCAUCCGAGUACGCCAGGCGGUAUGGGCGAGACAAUAUUCUGAGCGUGUCACUGGAUCCUGGCAACUUGAAGACACCGCUCUACCAAACCGCGCCAAAAUGGCAAAUGCCCUUCAUCAACCUCGUCCUCAAGGAUCCCAUUUACGGAGCCUACACGGAAUUGUUUGCCGGAUUUUCUCCGCAUGUCCAAAUGAAAGACGGGGGUCGGUUUAUCGAGCCGUUUGGAAAGGUCGGACACACGCGCAAGGAUAUCGAGUUAUCCAUAAAGCACAAGUCCGAGGGAGGCACUGGGAUCGCGGAAGAGUUCUACAACUGGACCGAGAAGCAAGUGCAACCUUUUGCGUGA